UCGCUUGGCGUCAUUGUUGUUUAUGCACCUUAGCUUCAGCUCGGAACGGACCGUCUCUACUUUUAUCGAUUUAUAAACUUUCUGUAACGUUUGCAGUAAAUCCAGCUUCUUAACUGUUAAAGGAAACUUUAAAUCAACGAAAGCUAACAGAUGCGGAGACAUCAGGCUAAACAACGUCUGGAAGCAGCAGCGGACUGAACAGGCCCAGAUCAUGAAGAGGAACGGUCUCGUUUAAAAGAAAAAAAAAUGCAACAAAACAAAAUCCUGGAUGCUGUUUUGAACCCCAGAGUUCUUCCGCACAGAUUAGUGUUCCCUGCAGAUGUUCAGCAGACGGUGCUGAUUAAAGAAGAAGCUCCUGAAGAAUGGAGUUCUGGUGUGGACCAGAAGGACCCAGAGACCCUCAACGUAAAGGAGGAAGAGGAGGAACUGAGGACCAGUCUGGAUGUAGAGCAGCUCAGUGUGAAGGAGGAGACUGAUGACACCAGGUUCUCCUUCACAGCAGUUCAUCUGAAGAGUGAGGAUGAUGAAGAGAAACCUCUGUUCUCUGAGCUUCAUCAGCACCAAGUGGAAGAUGGAGAUCUUCCAACCAGCAGCUCAGCUGACCAGAUGAAAGCAGCAACUGGUGGAGAAGAUUGUGGAGGAUCAGAAAUAUCAAGGCUUCUGGAAAAAUCAGCUGCAGAUUAUGAAGAGAAACAUUCUUAUUUAAAGGAAAAGGAGCAACAAAACCAAAUCCUUGAUGAUGAUUUCAGUCACAACGUUCAUCACUACAAAUUAGUGUUCCCCGCAGAUGUUCAGCAGAUGAUGCUGAUUGUAGAAGAAGCGUCUGAAGAAUGGAGGUCUGA
Molecule: messenger RNA, 842 nt
Organism: Nematolebias whitei (Rio pearlfish)
Lineage: Eukaryota; Metazoa; Chordata; Actinopteri; Cyprinodontiformes; Rivulidae
Source: RefSeq, a predicted model, not a curated record